Molecule: messenger RNA, 1896 nt
Organism: Penicillium taxi
Lineage: Eukaryota; Fungi; Ascomycota; Eurotiomycetes; Eurotiales; Aspergillaceae
Product: fungal specific transcription factor domain-containing protein
Exons: 1
Coding region: 1-1896 (631 amino acids)
Biological process (GO): DNA-templated transcription; positive regulation of transcription from RNA polymerase II promoter by galactose
Cellular component (GO): nucleus
Molecular function (GO): DNA-binding transcription factor activity, RNA polymerase II-specific; zinc ion binding; RNA polymerase II cis-regulatory region sequence-specific DNA binding
Source: RefSeq, a predicted model, not a curated record
AUGAAUCGAGACUCAUCUAGUUCUGCUACAUCCUUUUCUACAAUUCCUUCGCCCUUGUCGGUGGCCACUAACCCAGGACUUCACACCUACGAGAGCAAGGUAUGGGAGGGUAUUGAGAUCGGAACUGCUCGAUCUCCAAACCUGUCAUGGUUCGGGGCGUCUUCUCUCUUCUACUUUAUCGGACGAAUGAAUAGAUACCUGAGUGCUACUCUGCAGCAAACCCAAUCAACUGACCAGAUGGCCCUCCAUGGCUCUGCCAUCACACUACUAGGGGCCGGAGCAAGCGAGACUACUGUGGACAUAGAUCAUCAAGCCGCAAUUUCUGCCAACAACUCAUUGACAGCAGGGAAAUUCCUAAGCCCCACACAAGAGGAAUAUUUCCUUGAUCUAUUCUGGAGCUCCUAUCAUACCUGUCUAUUCCCUAUAAUUAACGAGGCCGAGUUCAUGGCCCACUACCGAUCUCUUUGGAAAGUUCCCGGAGAAAUAAGGAGGCCAUCUGCUCUUGUUGACAUUGUUAUCGCAAUAUGUAUGCAGUUCGGUGUCUCAAAGCUACCCACCGACAGUCAACAGCCCAUCGCCGAUGGAGACGCAUGUGUGUCUGGUCGCUGGUACUAUCAGCGGUGCCAAAUGCUAGUAGGAUACCAGCUCGAGAACCCUACUAUAUCAACUGUUCAAACUCUCAUGUUGUGCUCGAUCUACCUGUGCAAUGGAUCUUUCCAAAAUAUGUCGGCUUCUGCCAGUGCAACCGCCACUAGAGCAGCAUAUGCCGCUGGUCUACACAUAAAACCAUCUAUAACUAUCCCCGUGACCGAAAGUGAGCUACGGAAACGCAUAUGGUGGGCGUUAUACAGUCUAGACUCCAAAAUUGGAAUGAAGCUCGGCCGUCCGUUCUUAGUGGAGCGAUCGGCUGCUGAACCAGGACUCCCGGAAGACGACCCCGAUGCUGCUUUGCGAUCCGGAUCCCAUUUCGCUCCUCUUACCGGCAACAGGACCUGGCUUAGUUUUCACCAUCACAAUGCCAAACUAUUCAUAGUUGCUCGCGAAAUCCAUACCAAUUUCUACGCAAAGGAAAUCAACCUUUCCCAAGGCCAGUCUAUAUGGGAUGACCCAGAAGCACUUGAGUCACACGCAGAGCUCCUUCAGUUCCUCACAAAGAGCCUAGAAAAAUGGGUAGAUGAAGUCCCCUCCUCUCUAAAAACAAGCCGACAAAAUCACGGCUCGCCGUUUUCGACAGAUGGAUCCAGAUUGAACAUUGAGCAAUUUACACCAAUAUGGGUUCAGCGACAGCGCCUAAACCUAGAGCUGAUGUAUCACAAUCUAUGUUUAAACCUGCACCGCCCAUUCAUAUCAUUCUAUCCCGGGUCAGCUACCGGUCUAGCAGAGCAAUUAGCGGUACGCUGUGCUCGCCAUGCAAUAACACUCACUAACAUCACCCAUCAAGCACUCUCCUCGACAUCAAUCCUAGCGGGCUGGCAUGAAGCAUUUCAAUUACAGUGGAACGCAUCAAUGACGAUAGUAGGGUUUGUGAUCGCCUACCCACAGGGUGCUGCAGCAGGAGAGGCGCGGAAAGCAAUAGACGCCGCUAUAAGUGUAUUUGACAUGUUUGGUCAAUGUUUCUCUGUCGCAACUACUGCAGCCACUAUCUUGCGCAACCUCAGUUGUAAGAUUGAAUUUCUCCUGCAACAUUAUCCGGAGGCGCCGAGCAAAAUGGAUUCAGGUUUGAUGGGGCCCGUGGGGAAUGAUUGGUUGGAUAAUCUCAUGGCUGAUGCUCCCUCGUUUCCUAAUGGGUCUGAUAGUUCAAUGCAGGACAUGAUUCAGAUGGCGUUUGGUAUUGAUGGAUGGCGAAAUUUGGAUGCUCUUAUGCCAACUAUGGGAGAUGAUAUAUGGGGCAUCUAG